Messenger RNA from Cottoperca gobio, 1233 nucleotides. RefSeq lists its product as uncharacterized. NCBI's taxonomy places the organism in Eukaryota, Metazoa, Chordata, Actinopteri, Perciformes, Bovichtidae. The coding region runs from base 419 to 1174 and encodes 251 amino acids. The transcript has 3 exons. The record is from RefSeq and is a predicted model, not a curated record.
CAUUAGUAGUAAUACUUCAGGCCACAAGAUGGCAGCAUACAUCCUAUGAAGGGAAAAAAUGUUGCCUUGGAAAAUGAGAGGCGGGUCCAAAAAUAGGAGGAGAGUGUGGCUGCGGAGUGAAGGAAUGGGAAGAAAGAUGAGAUGAAAGCCGAAAAAAUGGAGUGUUUGAGUUCGUCAUGCUGUCACAUGUGAAGCAAAAUGUAUCCAUUCAGUGUCCAGAAAACAGAUAUAUGAGGUUUUCCAGUCAUCCUACAGACACAUGUGGAAGCUGCUGCUGCUCUCACUGCACGAAGAAGCCGGAUAGAUCCACCUGGAGCCAGACUGCAGCAACCUUAACCAGCACUGAGCUGUCCACCUUCGCCCAUCUUUCUACAAUCCCGUCUCUCCACUAGGUGAAGAUGUAGUCUGUUUGAUCUCUAUGGAGAUGUCUCCAAACACUGUCUUCUUUGUCUUGUUGCCAUGGUCACUGUGGUUGCUGUUCUUCCUGACCCCCAUCACCCAGACAACAAGCUCUGCCCCCUCAUCUGAAACUUCUCUGCCAGCCAAUACCACGCUGUUGUUCGAUAGUGGCACUCCAGGCUACAACCUGCGGAACUGCAGCUGCUCCACAGCCGUCCGGGACUGUGACGAGGCUCUGGCCAACUCGCUGUGUCAAUGCCACACCGUUUUACGCUCCACUCUGCCCCCUGCUGGGCUCAGAGAGCCUGGAACACUCAACGUGUGGGUGAAGGAGCUCUGGGUCCUGGAGGAGCUGCUGAACAGCAGCAUGGUUGGCCAUUUGCGGUUGUCUUUUUGUGGAAUAAAAUCAAUGGACAGCCAGUACCUGGCUUUGCUGGGUCUGCGGACCCUCAGGAUCCACAGUGCAGCACCACAAACACCCUACCCCAACCAGGAAAUGACAAUCUCCCCAUCAACAGGUGUUGCAGUGAAGCCAGAGACCCUCUCCUUUGACUUCUCCUCCUCCCUCCACGUGACCUUUCUGGAUGUAGCAGUUCUAAACGGGCUCUCUGCCCUGAAGGCGUACAGUGUGGUGGGACCACCUGCUCACACCCUCUCCCAGCACUUUCCCCACCUGGCCUUGCCCCUUGCUCUUCCAUUCUCUGCUACUCCUGGAGACCCCAUGGAUCCUAGAAAGCAGCCUCUGCAGAACCUGCUUUUUACUUUUGUCUACUAACGACAACAAGCUCUCUUUCUCGGGCGUGCACAAAUACAAAUAAAGCGCAGGAAUUACAA